Molecule: messenger RNA, 1257 nt
Organism: Clupea harengus (Atlantic herring)
Lineage: Eukaryota; Metazoa; Chordata; Actinopteri; Clupeiformes; Clupeidae
Gene: tex47
Product: testis expressed 47
Exons: 8
Coding region: 22-1029 (335 amino acids)
Molecular function (GO): blue light photoreceptor activity; FAD binding
Source: RefSeq, a predicted model, not a curated record
AUUGUGGACUCUACCUUUAAAAUGGAGCUCAGUUGGCAGUCUCCAUGGGGCUCAGAGACAAGGGAAGGCUGGGCUUUAUUGCCCCGGGGAGGAGGAGACGGUCGUGCAGGAGGCAGGUCUCCAGGAUAUGGCCUGGAGGAGUGGGUAAACACAGAGAGAAGGGUUAGCCCCAGACGAGUAGCACCAGUUGCGCUAAGGAGAAGGUGUGCGGAGAGGGAGACCGGCGGAGGGGUCGAUGAGGGCAGUAUGGACGCAGUCGUGCAGAGGUCCAACCAGACCAGCUCAGAAGAGGAGCCCAGGACCAGUUUGUUCCACUGCAUCCUGGAGCAGAGGCAGCUACGCAACCCAGACGAGGAGAUGAAGUUCCUGUUACAGAGGCUGGUGGUCAUCGCUCAUCUCCCCCGGUGUCUGGCUGACAGGAGGACCGUGGGAGUCUAUUAUGAGAAACUGAACCAGAGUUUGCAGCGCUCAUACCCUGGAGAGAACAUCACAGGACUUUUACUGCUCUACCCCACCUGUGUCCUACAUGUCAUUGAGUGUUCCAGUGAUGUUCUGGCUGCAGUGCUCCAGGAUCUGAGGAAAAUGGAAGUGGAUCCUCAAUGCUCGGUGCUGGAGAAGCCGCGGGUGCUGCUGGUGACCCACGACGUGCCCAGUCGUCUCUUCCAGCACUGGGGCUGCAGGGAGCUGCACCUGCCCACCGCCACCACCAUGCUGGGGGAGGACCACGUGCCGGAGUCCACCGAGGUGCUGGUCAGCCAGGUCCUGUCACUGCUGCUCAGGCUGGGGAACCAUCUGCUCACAGCCUCAAAGGUGGAGGAGAAAAGAGUGCAGACCUCACAGGUGAGCCCAGAGAGUGUGGAGGACGAGCUACCUGAGAAGCUGCUGGUGCCACAGGAUGUGCUGUCUCAGCUGCUCCAGAGGACAGAGCUGCUCACCCCACAGCAGUACCUGCAGACCUACCACACACCCCUACACCUGCUUAUAGAUUCAGGUCAUGUAUUUGGAAGUCACCAACCGACAACCGUUUAAUAUAUCUGCAUAGGAAACAGAAUAUGACUGUCUUCAGCCUGCAUUAGGUGUACCGCAGACCACAAAAUACAACUUGUAGAGCCAGGACUGAAAUGAAGAGCGGAGACACUACACUCAAGCACGGGACUUGAGACGUGAACGUAUUCUCUCUCCCCAACUGUUAUUGGAUAUACUGUGACAUCAUUUGGUUGCAUGUUAGUUGAAAAACCACCCAGGGACCUGUUUGAA